GAUCAUAGCUUUACUCGCGGCAUGAUGAAAUGCUAAGUUUUUACUUUCUUACUCAGUUCUUCAGAACCUCAUCUUGCUUUCGCUAAUCAUCUGGUGUUACCCUUCUCUCUGUUCCCGGCUCCGGAAAUAUGGCCUUACAGAGAAUGGAGAAAGCAAACGAAGAUGCAAAUCUUCCCGACAAUGAGCAAGAAGAAUUCUCGAAAUCCUUUGUUUGCUGCGUUUGCCUGGAUCUAUUAUACAAGCCUAUUGUGCUGCCUUGCGGCCACAUAUCCUGUUUCUGGUGUGUCCACCAGUCAAUGAGCCCCCUUUUGAGUCUCAUUGUCCAAGUUGUGAGCAUCCGUAUCAUCACUUUCCUGCAAUCUGUUGGAUGCUUCACUUCUUGCUUCUGA
Molecule: messenger RNA, 389 nt
Organism: Neltuma alba
Lineage: Eukaryota; Viridiplantae; Streptophyta; Magnoliopsida; Fabales; Fabaceae
Product: LON peptidase N-terminal domain and RING finger protein C14F5.10c-like
Exons: 3
Coding region: 129-389 (86 amino acids)
Biological process (GO): proteasome-mediated ubiquitin-dependent protein catabolic process
Molecular function (GO): ubiquitin protein ligase activity
Source: RefSeq, a predicted model, not a curated record